CCGCGCUGGGCCGUUCUCGCCGCUGCAACUGACCCAAGGCUUUAAAAGACCGGGACGCGGCCGAGGCUCCGGCAUUAAGUGUCGUGCUGCCGCGUGCGCGUGUGUGCUCCUCGUGCUACCCGCGCUCCUCCCCGCGAUCCGCAACGCCCCGCAACAUCCCGCUCCACGACGUCCCGCAGCGCCCCGCCAACGCUCCGCGAAGUCCGCGUCGGGGGAGUGACUCUCAUCGGCACCGCCAUGAAGGCCUUCCUGUUGGCCGUCGUCCUACUGGGCUGCGCUUGCGCCAUGCCCGUCGGCCAGGACGACAAGGAGGUGUCUGCCGCCGCCCCUGUCCCCAUUGUUCCUGCCGCCGUCGUUCCGGAGGAGGCGAAGCCCGUCAUCCCCGCUGAGCCUGUGCCGAUGGUCAAAGCCGACGCCAUCCCCAAGGAGGCAGAACCUGCCCCCGCCGUUCCCGAGGCUGCCGUCAAGGCGGUCGAGGCUCCCGCUGCCGCCCCUGCCAUCUCGCCCGCGGCCGGAAUCGUACCGGAAGCGGCCAUCAAGCCAUCUGAGGAAGCCAAGAUAGAACCAGCGGCCGACAUCAAGCCGGCCGAGGAGAAGCCAGCGCUCAAGUCCGUCGUCCCUGUUGAGGCGCCUAAAGAGGAAGUCAAAGAGGCCGCGAAGGAGGCGCCGAAGGAGACCAAGGAGGCACUAAAGGAGGCACCCAAGGAGGAGAUGAAGGAACCGAUCAAGGAACCCGCAAAGGAAGAAAUCAAGGAGCCGAUCAAGGAAGCCGCCAAGGAAGCCCCCAAGGACGAGAUCAAGGAGAUCAUCAAAGAGGCGCCCAAGGAAGAAAUCAAGGCGGAAUUGAAGGAAGCCCCGCAAGAAAUCAAAGAGCCUAUUAAGGACACUGUGAAGGAGGAGAUCAAGGAGCCAAUCAAGGAAGCUGUAAAGGAAGCUCCUAAGGAGGAGAUCAAGGAGCCCGUGAAGGAGAUCCCCAAAGAAGAAAUCAAGGAGGCCAUCAAAGAAGCACCAAAGGAGGAGAUCAAGCCAGCCCUCAAGGAAGCUCCGAAGGAAGAAGUCAAGGAACAGGAGAAGCCUGUCGAGAAGGAAAUAGUGCCCAUCAAACAAGAGGCGAAGGAAAUUCCAGCAGAGCCAAUCAAGGAAAGCGUGCCAGAGAAGAAGCCUGAGGACAUCAAGGAGGACAUUCCUGCCGCCAAAACCAUUCCGGAGGAGCCUAAAAAAGAGGAAGAAAAGAAAGAAAAGUUGGACCUUAGCAAGCCCGCCGAUGCUAAGUUUGAGCCCCUUCAGCCCAACAAGGAUCAAGCACUCGUAACUGAAGACAUGAAAGUCGAGCCCUCGAACACCAUCGAGGAGAAGAGCGGCGAGAAAAAACUGUCCGGCGAAGCUGUUAAAUUGGAAAUGGGUGGUGAACUUCCCGAGCCUGCCAAACAGGUCGCCGUCGAUACGAAGAGUGAUGUGCCCACCGCGAAGAUCGCCGAGCAGCCCAAGACUGAGGAGCCAAAGAAGGAGGAUAUUAAAAUAGAGGAGCCCAAGAAGGAAAUCAAGAUGGAAGAGCCCAAGAAAGACGAGGCAAAGAUCGAGGAGAUCAAGAAGAGUGAGAUUAAGAUCGAGGAACCCAAGAAGGAGAUCAAACCCGAGGAAGCCAAGCCACAGAUCGAAGCCGACACUGCCCUCAGGAAACAGCGAGAGGCUGAGAAGGAGAAGAAAGGCGAGGAAAAGAAGAAGCCCACUGAAGUUCCCAAGAAAGACGACCUGAAGAAAGAUGAGAUCAAGAAGGGCAAGAGCGACGAGGCGACACCAGCAGCGCCCGAGCUUAUUAAGACAGCCGAGAUCAAAGAGAUGCCAAAAGAGGAGAUCAAGCAGGAGGAGAUCAAGAAAGAUGUCAAGGAUGAGCUUAAGAAAGAGGAGGCACCGAUCGCGAAAACGUUAGAGGAGGUAAAGAAGGCCGAAGUUCCUGCUGCCGCUGUACCGGAAGUCAAGUCUGAGCCAAUCAAAGAAGAGAAAGUGGAGAUCAAGGAAGAGCCAAAAAAGAUCGAGAUUCCCGCUAUCCCUGCCGAGCCUAUCAAGGAGGAGAAGAAGGACGAAAUUAAAAAGGAGGAUAUCAAACCCUUAGAGAAGAAAGAUGAUCUUAAGAAGGAUGAACAGAGCCUCAAGUCCGGAGUUGCGGGAGUAGUGCCAGUAGAACAAGUCGAAGUUCCCUCAAAGCCCGUCCAGUGAGCAGUGUGCCCAAAGGCCAAAUCAUUGUCAAUAUUCUUCCCUGCGCGCCGUUCCAAGACUUGACAACCCCCCUUUGCUACGUUCUCAAGUCAUGGAAGAGCCAAACGGUUGUGCCCCUUCCCGCGCUAUCAGAUAAAUGUUAAACUAUUUAUUAAAAUCUUCUAGCCGGGAAGGGACAGGCCAGUCCACAGUACAAGUUAGAGUUGCGGUGAGGUCCCCUGUUUCAUACAGUGUAACAGUGUAACGUACAGAAAGAGGACAUUUAGCGCACAGUCUUAGUGCCAACUGCACGUAGAUCGAUCCUGUAUCGGUAUACUAUCGGUAGAGCAAAUUUAGCUGAGUGCAGCAGCAGGUCGUUCGCGUACCGACCCUUUUUUCUGUUUCUAAGUCUUGUAGGUUUAGACUCAGUAUACAGCUUUAUUGUGCAAUUGCUCUGCAUAGAAUUAUCUAAUUGGUGAUACAAAACUGGCCCAUGAUCAUCACGCUUGCCAUCUUGAUUAAAUAUGAAACACGCGGCGUGUAUGUAAGUGUGCCCUGCAGUGUUAUCAAAGCCAAAAGCUCGCAAACUUUUAUUGCGCAUUUCAUAAUUAGGUUAAAUGCAGUACGCGUUGAAAUAAUUGUCUCGACAAAUAAAAUAUCAAAAUGGCUUUCUGGUUUUGGUAACACUGGUCCGUAGUCAAGACUGAUCUGAAGUAUCUGAUGCUCAUGGUUAUAAAGUAAGACGGUUUUGAACAGUAAUUGCCUUAUGUACAUAGGUAACUUUAAGCUGUUCUUUUUUGUAUUUUUCUAAAAUAGUAUAAUUAAUGUGUGAGUGCGUCAUUAUGGUCUUAGCAUUCAUUGCUAUAAAGUAUUACUCAGAAUAGGCCAUUAGUUCCAAGUCUCUAUAGAUGAUUGCAUAGGCGAGUUGUAUGUGAAUAUUUAGUACCCAAGCAUAAAGUGAUCCGCAAUCCAUACCCAUCCUGCUGUCCAUCCAAACAAAAGGUAUUUUGUUACAUGUCUGUAUUUAUAAGUGAUCAGAAAUAAAACAUCUGUAAGGACAACCAAA
Messenger RNA from Frankliniella occidentalis (western flower thrips), 3262 nucleotides. It is a transcript of the gene bnb, whose product is annotated as neurofilament heavy polypeptide. The record is from RefSeq and is a predicted model, not a curated record. NCBI's taxonomy places the organism in Eukaryota, Metazoa, Arthropoda, Insecta, Thysanoptera, Thripidae. The coding region runs from base 238 to 2217 and encodes 659 amino acids. The transcript is spliced from 2 exons.